Dinoponera quadriceps is the source of this 4363-nucleotide messenger RNA. RefSeq names its product protein PIH1D3 (gene Dnaaf6). Gene Ontology annotation, molecular function: protein-folding chaperone binding; dynein intermediate chain binding. The record is from RefSeq and is a predicted model, not a curated record. The transcript has 4 exons. Bases 1334 to 1912 code for a protein of 192 amino acids. Lineage: Eukaryota; Metazoa; Arthropoda; Insecta; Hymenoptera; Formicidae. Gene Ontology annotation, cellular component: cytoplasm. Gene Ontology annotation, biological process: axonemal dynein complex assembly.
AUUGCCGCUAAAAGGAACGACUGGAACGUAAGCGCAAGUGAGACGAGAGAGAUAGUCUUGCGUAAUUGUUAAGGAAGGAAUUUCGUGCUCGCGAGAUUCGUGUGAUACAUUGCAUAACUUCGAAUUAUUAUUAAAAUGUAGUAAGCUUUAAGCUUUAAGAAAUCGACCAAUCAUAACCGAAUAUGAGAAGAAUAGUCAUUGGGGAUGCGUCGUACGAUGAGUUCGGAGAAUACGCCGAUUGGCUGCCGGAUAGAGAAUUCCUAGAGUCCCUAACAUUUCCUCUAGAUGUAAUACCAUCUUCAAUGAGCGAACAUCGAUGUUUUUUCAUACAUCAAUGAUUUCGCCCAUCUCUACGUUCGAGCGAUACCAAAGUUGCGUUCGGGAACACACGCGCAAUGUGAGGAGGACCUUUCGGGUUCCGUCGUUUUUCGUAUACCAACCUGAAAGCAACGUAUUUGCCGCAUACACUUCCGAAUCUCACGUCGAUCAAGCUGCGGCUGCGAGGCCGCAGAUGUUCGCACGAAUUUACAGUCGUUGCUACUCGCCAAAGCGUGAAUAUAAUAAACUCGAUGAACACAGGUGAGUAAUUCGCAAGCGAGCGCGAUUUACUUCGAAAUCGCCCGUUGUUUUUCGCAAGGAAAAUCAAUGAAGUGAAUCUCUUCAUUCUCCGAGAUUCGAAUUUCAACGUAUAUGAAGAAAGAAUUUUGGCUCAAUCUAUCUGAACGAACCAAACGUGUUUUCUCUUUGAAGGAGACGGAAUUUCUGGUUAUAACAACUGAAUUUGGGGUUCGUGAGAAUUAAGAAUUCCGCUUCCUUCAGCCGAGACGUGUUUGGGUUUGUUCGUUGCCACUCCGGGUGGGACAGAAAAUCACGAUAACCUCGAAAUGAUGAGAAAAUAUUUAUAAUAAUAACUCAUUUUUCUAUCAUGAUUCGAUUGCUUUCUCGUCAUUUUGACGCCAUUUUGACUACUACUUUCUCUCCUUUAAAUCGUAUUCGAUCGAACGUCCCCCUGUAAACCUCUCCGAUGUUCAAUCGUCGGAAAACUAUCGACAGGCUCGGAGGCAAUCGGCGAUCUCGGCCGCCGAAUUAUGUGAUCCGAGCGAUAGCAAUUGCGGGGACAUGUUGAUGCGCGUUCGGAUUUAAUAAUAAAUAGUUCAGCCGCGCACGACAUUUUUCAGGCCGGGUUCGAAUCGGCCGCCUUUAUCGGCGAGCACGUCGUCAUAGCGACGUCGAUUUGUUGGCGAGGAUUCCGAACAGAGUUGUGGCGAGACAGAGAGAAAGAGAGAGAAAGAGUGAGAGAUAAGAGAGAAUCGUGUCUCUCUCGAGAAUCGCGAUGGACGGUUGUUUCGGUCCGCAGAAUUUAGAGGCGCUUCGAAAUUUGAUCUGCCCGCCGGAGGAUGAUUCCGACGCCGAGGACGAUCUACCACAGGCGGGCGCGAAAAAGUUGGGACCCGGCAAUAUCGGUGUAUCCUCGGCCGAACCUGCCCAAGUCUACUCGGGACCUCACGCGCCGCUCCGAGGUGCGGAUGACGAUAUCUGGCAUCCCUCGGAAGCGGUCGACGCUGAAAACGCGCCGGAUUACGACCCCCGAACGGUACCCGAGUAUGAGAUGAGAUACAAGCAAGCAGUGACGGCGGAGGAUGUUUACUUAGGGAUGGGCUUUAAAACGCCGGGCACGGCGUCUUGCGAGUGGCUAUCGGUGAUGGUGAAAUUGCCGCAGGAGACGCGGGAAAAAGUGGAGCUCUCCGUGGAAUCCGAGGCGAUCGACGUGCGCAGCCCAAGAUAUCGGCUGCACCUACCGACGCCUCAUCCGGUGGAUCCGAACGCAUCCUCCGCCAAAUGGCACAACGACACCUUCAUCCUGGAGAUCAGUCUGAAGCUCACGCGCGAGUUGGAUAACAUAAACUUCUGAUUCGGCGGGAGCGAUCAGUCAUCAACGUCUCGAGCGUCGCACUGUCGUGCAUCGUGUGUCGAAGUAAGUUCAGGCAAUUCCAUCUCGUCCUCGGCGUCGGCCUGAUUUGUGCGUAGCGUAGAGGUAAGACGUUGCGCAUUUUCGCGCGAUUAAAUUUCGCCGACGGAUCCGUCGACGUGUUCCAGCUCAAUUUCUCCGCGGGAGGCACGUCGUCGUCGUCGUCAUCGGUGUUCCCUCGUUCUGCAAUUUUUCGUAUCAAACGUACUCCCGAUUAAUCCGAAGUGAAGUAUAAAAAUUCCGUUAGAGACAGCGAGAGACAGCCGUUUACUUGUCGAGACACGUUUGGUACACGAGUAUAUUAAAAAAAAAAAGUAUAUUAAAAAAAAAAAGCGGAACGAAAAAACCAAGUUUCAGUUAUGUAAAUUUCGUCACACAGACUGCUAUUGAGUCAAGUUGAAUAAAAAUCGAGGCAGUUCGAUCGACAAUCUGACGUAGGAAAUUCAAAUAUACAAUUUAGUCUACGGUAAAAGGUUAAUGAAACUAAAACGUAGUCGCACGUAUGAUGUAAACGCUCUUUCUAUUACUAAACGGUUGAGAGAGAGAGAGAGAAAGAGGGUGGAAAGGAGGAAAAGAAAGGACGUAAUAUGAAUAUAAUUUUAUUUCUAAUGGAAGGUUAAAUAAAUUAAACGAUCAAUACGUGACCAGUAAUGUAUUAGAUCAGUUUUAUGAUCGCCCCAUUAAAACGCCGAACUAAUUUUCGAGCGUGUUUUACGUACAACGUUUUGUAAACAAGGGAUGAAAAAAACAUCGCAACUAGAAUCCAGAUUUAUUUUGGGAAAUCGGAUUCCCCAAUUAAAUCCCAAGAGAUUUUUUUAUACGAGCUGAUCUUUUUUUCACGGCAUACUUUCACGCAAACGUUGGAAGUACGCACAGCCGAGCGAUCUUUCGCGCGCACGAACGUGUUUUAUAAUCGUCGCGCGAGGCUCAUUUCCGGCUCGUACAAUUGUAGAGAGAGAGAGAGAGAGAAAUAGAGAGAGAAAUGUUUAUCACGCUUCGUUAUAUCCUGACGAUGAAUUUUUCCCGCCGAGUCUCGCGUACAACGCUGCGGUAAUUGACGACAAAAUCGUAUUUGCAUUUUGUGUAAUGUCAUGUCCUUGAUUACGGCGCGCUCGCGAGCUCGUUACGCGAUGCUAAUUUACCCGCGACGUGCAAAUAGCAAAUUGCGCCCCGUAAUCGUCGUGCGGAUCGUCGAAUCGCCGCGGCCGCGCGGCCGUCACGUCGGGGAUCGCGAGCGUUCAUCGCGCAAGAAACGACGGUAACGUUCACCGUCUCCCGGGGUAUGGACAAUCGGCACGUGGCUAAUGGCCCCUUCGCCAGAUGGACCGGAACGAUCGUGCGAGAACGAUGCCAUGGACCUGGCGACGGUAUCCUGGAUUCCGGGACUGCCGCGGGUACUUUCCCCGGAAAGCAAUCGCGGAGGUCGCGUUAAUACGGGAGAGAAGGAGAGAAAGAAAGAAAGAGAGAGAGAUAGAGAAAGAAUACACGAAGAGGGUCUUACGGUGAAAAUUACUAUAGAAUUUCGUAGCCGACCCGGAUAGACAGGAGUGUCCGAAUUUGGCGGUAACCUUCCUGGUAGAAAUUGAACCCCGUAAAUGCACGGCCGUAAGGUGGUAAAUUUGUGUCUGACGUCGCUACUGGCUAUAAUAAUGUAACGUUCACUUCUUUUUGGCGGCUAAGCAAUGGCUAGAUAAAUAAGUCAGCUUAUGGUUAAACAAGAGAAAAUACGGUUGUCAGAUGAAAAACUAGUUGUCAAGUAAUGAUAUAAUGCUCACUUCUGCUUUUUGAAGAUUUUUAUGGAAUAAUGCACCAAUUUUUAUUUGCUACUUCAUUUUUCACUACUAGUAGCGGAUAUACAGUAGCUAAACUAUAUGUUUCAGAAUAGACGGUGCCAUCAUAUUUGAUACGUAAUGAGGAGACAACGAUUGAAUCACACAAAACCGAUUCUGUACUCGAAUAAUUACUAUUUGAAUAACAUGUAAAUAAUUAGUUAUACAUUUGAAUAACAUGUGAAUAAUUAGUUAAUAAUGAAUCAAUAACAAGCUAGAAAAUUCAAUCUAUUCUGAACUAGCUAACUUCACUGAGGCUGACUAAUUAUAUUUCUACUCGGGCAACAAUAGUGAAUGUCCCUUUAUAUAGAGGUAAAUGUGGACGACUAUUGGAGGGUUGAGGUCAAGGCAGGAGUGGAUGGGAGGGUUGUAAUGAUGAAAAUUUGUUCCAAACAAUACGUCAUGUGAAGAGAUGUGACAUGAAAAUAGGAAUGUAACUUUCGGCAAAUUUGCCACUGCAUCAAUAUAACGGAGAAUUUACAUUAACGUAUAACACACACUUUUUUGACGAUUAAUUCAAUACAGUAUAUUUGCUUCGUAAAUGUAAUUGAGAAAGAUUGUAAAC